Messenger RNA from Arachis ipaensis, 1778 nucleotides. The record is from RefSeq and is a predicted model, not a curated record. Lineage: Eukaryota; Viridiplantae; Streptophyta; Magnoliopsida; Fabales; Fabaceae.
ACUGGAACCCUAGCUCAUUAAACGAAACACAUCCAGACAGCGCUCUCGAUCUCCCUUCUCUCUCCUUCGUCUCCUCCGUGUAACGAAGCCCUCCGACAACACCAUUCUUCCCUCUCUGGCUUCUCCUCUCUUCGCCGGUUACCAUUUCUCUAGAAAAUUGAAAACAUGGUACCAGAGAGGCCGUGAAAGCUAGAUAGUCAGAUCUCAUUUACAGAAAGAGAGAAAGAGAAAGCCACGACGAAAAAAAUUAAUUUGCAUAUAUACAACUACUUGAGAAGGAAAAGUUCAUAAAGCCACUGUAACAGCCACAAAAUUAUCAUUUGAAAGAGUGACUUUAAAGAUUUUGUACGAAGACGAUCUAAGGGUAGAAGGCCUUCAAAUGUAGAGAUAGAAAAAAGAGUCAAUAAAGAUUUUGUUACUUGGUUUCCUAUGCAGCUUAUGAACCCAGACAUUAUGAAUACUGUGCAUGAGGAUUUGAGAUACUUAGCAAGGGGUCCAUCACGAUAUGCCAAGAGGUUUUCUACAUUUAGUAUCAAUGGGUUCUCCUUUCGAACUACCAAUCGAGACAAUGGGUUAAAGACCCAGAAUAGUGAAGUUUUCUUAAUGUCUUCAACUCCUUGUGUUGCUAGCGCUAGUGAUGCUAAUGUUAGGAAUGCUGAUUUGUCAUAUUAUGGCAAAUUAGAAGAUAUUAUAGAACUAAACUACAAUGGCCGAUUUCGGGUUACUUUAUUCAAAUGUAAAUGGGCUGACACCACUAGAGAAUGGGGCUGUAGAAAGGAUAGUUGGGGCUUUACUUCUGUUAAUUUUUCACGGGUAAUACACAGUGGUGACCGAGAGGAGGAUGAUCCAUAUAUUGAAGCCUCACAAGCUCGAAUGGUGUAUUUUGUCAAUAAUGAAGUGAAUAAAGAUUGGAGUGUUGUCGUGCAUUUGAAGCCAAGAGACUCAUAUGAUAUAGGGGGAAAUGAAGAUGAUGAAGCAUGCGAGAAUGAGCCAUGAUAUGCCAAAGCAAAAGAGGUACAAGAAUCUACUUAAAGCAGCAGCUGCAAAUUCUUCACAAGACAAGUCAAUUGUAGUUGCAAAUUCAUCCGGAGACAAGUCGGCAGCUUCAAAUGCAUCACAAGUCAAGUCCGCAGCAGCUGCAAAUUCCUCUCGAGAGACAUCGGCAGCUACAAAUUUCUCCCGAGACAAGUUGGCAGCAGCUGCAAAUUCCUCCCGAGACAAGUCGGCAGCUUCAAAUUCCUCCCAGGAUAAGUCGGCAGCUUCAAAUUCCUCCCGGGACAAGUCGGCAGCUGCAAGUUCCUCCCGGGACAAGUCGGCAGCUGCAAGUUCCUCCCGAGACAAGUCGGCAGCAGCUGCAAGUUCAUCCCGAGACAAGUCGGUAGCUUCAAAUUCUUCUGAGCAUCCAUCCGAACCUAAACGUAAACAUGGACGUGAAUCUAAACAUCAUUGGACUGUUGAUGCCAUAGGUAUGUAUAGAUAUUUUAUUAUGUUAUUAUUAUCAAUAGCAUUAGAAAUCUGAAAAGAUACUACUUUUCUUUAUGCCCAUGAAUAAGUCUCAAGUUUGUAGACUUGUAGUACAAGAAUUAAAAAUCAUUCAGAUCUACUUUUGAACCUAGGGAGUAGCGCCAUACAGCAAGGCUUUUUUUUGGGUAUUAAAACGGAACUUAAAAGCCCGAAAAGAAUAACGAAAUUAGAUGCAAACUACUCAGUCUAAGAGGCUCCUCUAUCACCUUCUUGAAAGAUUUUGAUUAGCUCUGAAGGAAUAGCAAGGCUUUAAU